This is a messenger RNA of Blastomyces dermatitidis ER-3, 923 nucleotides long. RefSeq lists its product as uncharacterized. The coding region runs from base 438 to 740 and encodes 100 amino acids. Lineage: Eukaryota; Fungi; Ascomycota; Eurotiomycetes; Onygenales; Ajellomycetaceae. The record is from RefSeq and is a predicted model, not a curated record. The transcript is spliced from 2 exons.
CGAUUACUGCGUAAGGCUGGAACAGGCGAGACACACUGAGAUGUGCCGCAGGAUUCGCAGCUAGAAGCUGUGAAACCCCCCCGGAUGCUCCGUUGUGUCAAACGUUGUCAGUGUCGUGAUCAAGACCAAUGCUUCUACAACCCAAUAAGCGAGCAUCAGAAUGGAUUGCAACUUGCAAGUCAUCGCACUACGUCCCACUUACUAGGCUACAGCAUUUCAGCCGUUUCAAGGGUCUUCACUUAACAGCGUACUGUACUCAAAUUAACUGCGUUAGGGUGCUGGCACUAGAUCCCUUGGAGCCAUCUGGCCCUGCCGUCCAUUUUAGUAUAACCCCUCCUUUUUGCACUUAGCCUGGAUGUUGAUAGAGGGGUAUCUUUUCAUGCUUAUGGAAAUCGCGCCAUCAUGCAGAGUUCGGGCAAGUUCGGUGCAUCUAAUAAAUGAAUACUAGACUGCGACUCGGGCUUUAUCCAUCUGGGUGUCCGAGGCAGGCUCUUCGGUGUCUGUUGCUUGGCGUGGAAAUUUCGAUACAGAUCAGAAGAGUUACAUGUAAAUGUACAAUGGCCCAUCCAUCCUCUUACCAAAAAUCUAGCUUCCAAUGUAUCAAUGCUUCCAAGUAUGUACAUGCAUUGGUCGUGUUCUAUGAAAUUAUUGAGACCACUUCAGAAUGUGCUGGGAGACGGCCCAUCGAUACACGCAUGAAAGAAAUUUUGCAUCAAGGACACCAAAAUCUACAUUUUUGAAGAAGGGAAUGCAUGCGCGUAACACCCAGCAUGAGGUUCAGAAUCCCUGGCCUUUGGCUCUCUCGAGAGCAUGGAGUAGAGAAAUGCCUUCUCUGCCACAAUGCUAUUUGAUGCAGGAAGUGAUUGGUUUUCAUCCUUUCUGUGGCACGAUGUUUUUCUAACUUAGUAUCCUAACGAUCUUAG